GUUAAAGGGGUAUUAACUCUCCAUUUACUAACAGUUCCUUAUAUUACUUUUAGUAAUGGAGAACAGUCUAUCUCAUCUCCCCCACGAAAGAGGAGACAGAAGUCAGACCCCUGUGCAGGAUGUGAUGGGAAGGCGUUGGAAGGCAAAAAACUGUGCUUAGACUGUUUGCAGAAAGUGACCACUCCAGCAGCCGUAACACCCACUCAGUCACCAGAUAUCCUGACCUGGAUCAGACAGGAAGUGGCUCAGGGCAUUUCAGAAGCCAUGGAGGCAAGUAAGCGGUCUGUAAAAAGACCAAGACAGAGACUGAUAUCCUCAGAUUCAUCUGGCUCAGAAUACCAGGAUUCAGUUGAAGAAUUUCAGGUUCUUGAUCAGGUUUAUUCUAGUGAGAACGAAGAAGAGGUCUUGUCAGAAUAUCUAGACGCCAAGACAGUGGAUAAGCUCAUCUUAAAG
This is a messenger RNA of Pelobates cultripes (western spadefoot toad), 453 nucleotides long. Lineage: Eukaryota; Metazoa; Chordata; Amphibia; Anura; Pelobatidae. The record is from the annotation of a GenBank genome assembly.